AUGGAAAUGAAGAAGAUCUCCCUCGCCAUCAUCGUCCUUGCUGCCUUAUUGAGCGUCGUCUUGGCUGCUGACCCAGUUCCCGCUACUCCCAAGGACCCAGCUGCCGCUGCUACUAAGGACCCAGCUGCCGCUGGUCCUAAGGAACCAGCUGCAGCUACUCCUAAGGCCUCAGCUACUGCCCCCGUAGGCUCAGCUGCUACCACCACAAGCACAGCAUCCUCCCCUGACUCAGCUCAUGCUCCUGCUCCUGCUCCAUCAGGCGCCGCCAGCACCAUGCCCAUUGUCGGCUCUCUGGCCGGUGCCUUCCUCGUGACCUUCUUUGGCUAUUACCUGCAGUAA
This is a messenger RNA of Malus domestica (apple), 339 nucleotides long. Its product is annotated as classical arabinogalactan protein 6-like. The record is from RefSeq and is a predicted model, not a curated record. Lineage: Eukaryota; Viridiplantae; Streptophyta; Magnoliopsida; Rosales; Rosaceae.